Recurvomyces mirabilis is the source of this 1263-nucleotide messenger RNA. RefSeq lists its product as uncharacterized. The transcript has 2 exons. The record is from RefSeq and is a predicted model, not a curated record. Bases 1 to 1263 code for a protein of 420 amino acids. Lineage: Eukaryota; Fungi; Ascomycota; Dothideomycetes; Mycosphaerellales; Teratosphaeriaceae.
AUGAGGUAUUGUCUGGAUGGCGAUCUCUCUGAGCUGAAUUAUAUCACGUUUGUGAACCGACAUCGCAAGCGCCUCGCUGGGAAGGAUCCCACUGUAAAAGUCGAUGUCGAUGCUCUGGUGCCACUUUUCGAGCGGCCGUGGUUCACAAGACUGUGGGUAUGUAAAUUACCCGACGGGGCCGAUGCUUUGAGCCUGAUCUGGAACUACGUGGACAAAGUCUACGGCCGUGGAUCACAGCAGGCUGCCACAAGUCCGAUGGAGCUGCUAUCAAACCUUUCGAAUUUUCAAGCAAGCGACCCGAGAGACUAUGUCUACGGCGUUUACGGCUUAUACAAGUAUUUCUCCGCUGGCACUAGCCACGUACUCUAUCCAGACUACACCAAAGAUACCGUGGAAUUCUUUCGUGACGCUACGAGGGCUGCGCUCAUGGAGGAUGGAUCCUUGUUAGUCUUCAAUUUUACUGGCUGUCUCCCUUUGGUUUGUGGAGCUGAUUGUAAAUACUGGAAGCAAUGUCCCACCUGGGUGCCAUUAUGGGACCAUUCUUCUGGUUGUGGCCGUGCGUGCGCGCCCCAGCCGUUCAAGACCAUGAAUUGUAACGGCAUGAAGGGCGACAUCAUAUGGCCAGCUGAGCCUUACCUAUGGGAUCUCAAUGUGCUUUCAGUGUUGGGUUUGUGUGUUGGUGCCACGAAGUCAGUGCUCAAUGGCCAAUCUCCAGAUAUGUACACUUCAACAGACGACAUCGAACUCUGUAAUAGUAUCGCCCUUGUCCUGGGAGAUAUGGGUCGAUGUCCUUCGGAAGUCGAACGAAUGACUAGCUUGACACUUGUUGCGGGUCAUGACCACCUCGUUUUACCAAUGCUCCACGACACGGCCAAAGAGAACUUCAAGGCCUGGAGACAAUAUCUUCAGGAACACGGAGAUUGGCCUCCCGACUCGGCUGCCACGCCAUGGCUGCAUGGUGAGCAGGGGCCAGAGCGAAGACCCCUGGAAUACAACAGAGCUUUCGGCGUAGCCCUUUCCGAUCGUGUCAUCUUCCUCACGGAACAAGGGCAGCUUGGGCUGGGUCCAAUGUCGAUGUCAACUGGUGACAUCCUUGCUAUUCUUUGGGGCUGCCCUUGGCCUGUGGUUCUUCGACCUUUACAGGACUCUGACGAAUUCAGUCUUGUCGGCGUAGCCUACGUAUAUGGCAUAAUGUCGGGUGAAGCGAUCGAGGAAGAUGGCCAGGGUAAUGUGAAGGGAGAAGAGGUGUUCCACAUACGGUGA